AUGGCGACUGUGAUGCAGAAGAUCAAGGACAUCGAAGAUGAGAUGGCGAAGACUCAAAAGAACAAGGCUACUGCCCAUCAUCUUGGUUUGCUCAAGGCUAAGCUAGCAAAGCUCCGCAGAGAGCUACUUGAGCCUCCAUCCAAAGGAGGUGGUGGUGCUGGCCAAGGUUUUGAUGUGACUAAAAGUGGAGAUGCCAGAGUUGGUCUCGUGGGGUUUCCUUCCGUCGGGAAAUCUACCCUUCUAAACAAAUUAACUGGGACUUUUUCGGAGGUUGCUUCUUAUGAAUUUACUACUUUGACUUGCAUCCCUGGUGUUAUCGUGUAUAGAGGAGCGAAGAUUCAGUUGCUGGAUCUCCCUGGUAUUAUUGAGGGUGCUAAGGAUGGAAAGGGUCGAGGAAGACAGGUGAUAAGUACUGCCAGGACAUGCAAUUGUAUCAUAAUUGUUCUUGAUGCAAUCAAGCCAAUAACUCAUAAACGUCUUAUUGAAAAAGAGCUUGAAGGUUUUGGCAUAAGGUUAAACAAGGAGCCACCUAAUCUGACAUUCAGAAAGAAGGAUAAGGGUGGGAUUAAUUUCACAUCAACAGUUACCAACACACAUCUUGAUCUUGAAACCGUAAAGGCAAUAUGCAGCGAGUACCGAAUUCACAAUGCUGAUGUUACUUUGAGGUUUGAUGCAACGGCUGAUGAUCUGAUCGAUGUCAUUGAGUGCAGUAGGGUAUAUAUUCCAUGUGUCUAUGCCCUGAACAAAAUCGAUCAGAUCACUCUUGAGGAGCUCGAGAUUUUGGAUAAACUUCCUCACUAUUGCCCAAUCAGUGCUCACCUGGAAUGGAACCUUGAUGGGUUGCUGGAUAAGAUAUGGGAGUAUCUAGAUCUCACUCGCAUAUACACAAAGCCCAAAGGGAUGAACCCCGAUUAUGAAGACCCUGUGAUCCUCUCAUCAAAAAAGCGGACCGUGGAGGACUUUUGCAACCAGAUUCACAAGGAUAUGUCUAAACAGUUCAAGUAUGCAUUAGUAUGGGGAUCCAGCGCCAAGCACAAGCCACAAAGAGUUGGAAAGGAGCACGAGCUGGAGGAUGAAGACGUGGUGCAGAUUAUCAAGAAGGUGUGA
Linum trigynum is the source of this 1107-nucleotide messenger RNA. Lineage: Eukaryota; Viridiplantae; Streptophyta; Magnoliopsida; Malpighiales; Linaceae. The record is from the annotation of a GenBank genome assembly.